Passer montanus (Eurasian tree sparrow) is the source of this 4997-nucleotide messenger RNA. Its product is annotated as ovostatin-like. NCBI's taxonomy places the organism in Eukaryota, Metazoa, Chordata, Aves, Passeriformes, Passeridae. The transcript has 36 exons. Gene Ontology annotation, molecular function: endopeptidase inhibitor activity. Gene Ontology annotation, cellular component: extracellular region. Bases 538 to 4905 code for a protein of 1455 amino acids. The record is from RefSeq and is a predicted model, not a curated record.
GCAAGGGAAAAGAGAGGUCAAUAUUAGUCAGAAUCUGGUGACAAAAUACAGAAAAUUGGUCUACUUCACCCACACUGUUAAUCCAGUUGGUAAAUUCCAAGAACAAUGGGGAAAACUCUCAGAUGUUAAUCUGGUUUGACAGACUUACUUGGGUUUAGAUCACUUUGUGCUUUUUCAGUAGUGUGACAAGUCUCAGUGUAAAACCCAAAGCCCCUUUCCUCGAAACAAGACCACUGAAGGUAUUUUGUGCAGACAUUCAGAGAAGUGCAGUGAAAUGUUGCAGAUGGUGGGUUGAUUUUGGUUGCAGUAGUGUUAGGGGAGGCUCUUGCAAGGAGUUGGAUAGACUGGGAUCUCCACCCCUUGCUGCAGUUAUAAAGGCACCAACAUCAAAGGAAGGAGCCAGGGAGGAGUUGAACAGCAAACUCCUUUCCUCUGGAGAACUGGGUGAGGAAUGCUGCAGAGCUGUUAAACUAGUAGGCAAGGAAUUGUUUCGUGGGAAGAGAACUUAUCUCUUUCUUCUGUGUCCCAGUGAGAAAAAUGUGGCUGAAGUUUCUUUUGGCUAUUCUUCUCUGGCAUGUAGCAGCUGCAAAGGAACCUGAGCCGCAGUAUGUCCUGAUGGUGCCUGCUGUCCUCCAAAAUGACUCUCCAGGUCAGGUUUGCCUGCAGUUCCAUAACCUCAACGAGACAGUAUCUGUCAGAGUAAUCCUAGAAUACAGCUCUGUUAAUACCACUAUUUUUAAGAAAACCAUGACAGCAAGCAGUGGUCUACAAUGCUUUGACUUCAAGAUUCCUCCUGUCCACUCUGCACCCCUGGCUUUCAUUUCCUUCUCUGCCAAGGGCAGCACCAUCAGCCUAGAGGAGCGGCGGUCAGUGAUGAUCUGGGACACAGAGAGCAUCGUCUUCGUGCAGACAGACAAACCCAUCUACAAACCAGGACAGACUGUGAGGUUUCGUGUUGUUGCCCUGGAUUUAAAUUUUAAACCCGUUCAGGAGAAGUACCCCUUGAUUGCAAUUCAGGAUCCAAGGGGCAACAGGAUCUUGCAGUGGCAAAAUGUGAAGUCGGAGAUGAACAUUAUUCAGCUGGAAUUCCCACUCACUGAAGAGCCUAUCCUGGGGAACUACAAAAUUAUUGUAGCAAAGAAGUCAGGAGAUAGAACAAAUCACUCAUUCCUUGUGGAGGAAUAUGUGUUGCCAAAAUUUGAUGUCACAGUCAGUGCACCAGAAAGCCUUACAGUCCUGGAUUCAGAGUUCGCAGUGAAAGUCUGUGGGUUGUACACCUAUGGCCAGCCUAUCGAAGGGAAAGUCAAGCUCAGUGUGUGCAGGGAUUUUGAUUCAUACGGGAGGUGCAAGAAAAGCCCAGUUUGUCAAUCAUUUACCAAAAAUCUGGAGACAGAUGGUUGCCUCUCCCAGGUCUUCAGCUCCAACAUCUUUGAGUUACAUCGCACUGGUUACAUGAGGAACCUUGAUGUGAAAGCCACUGUGACAGAGAAAGGAACAGGCCUGCAAUUUACAGCGGCUCAUGUUAUUUCCAUAACUCGGGUGAUGAACACCAUACAGUUUGCGAACAUGGACCACCACUACAGAAGAGGAAUUCCUUACUUUGGACAGAUCAAGCUGGUGGACAAAGACAACUCUCCAAUUUCCAAUGAGGUUAUUCAGCUAUUUGUUAAUAACAAGAAUACAGACAACGUCACCACAGAUCAUAAUGGUGUUGCUGAGUUUAGCAUUGACACAUCUGAAAUGUUUGAUCCCGAGAUCAGUCUGAAAGCAGUUUAUAAAACCAGUGACCACUGCCACUAUGAAGGCUGGAUAGAGCCUUACUACCCAGAAGCAUCUCUCUCUGUCCAGCGCUUCUACUCUUGGACUAGCAGUUUUGUGAGGAUUGAGCCUGUGUGGAAAGAUCUGAAAUGUGGGCAGAAGAGGAAGAUCACUGUGCACUAUGUCUUAAACACAGAAGGAUACAAAAGAAUCAACACCAUUAAUUUCUACUAUGUGGGCAUGACAAAAGGCAAGAUUGUCCUCACAGGGGAAAUUAAAGUUAAUAUCCAAGCUGGCCAAAAUGGCACUUUCACCAUUCCCCUUGUGGUCAGGCAGAAAAUGGCUCCAGCCCUUCGGUUGCUGGUGUACACCUUACACCCUGACAAGGAGCUGGUGGCAGACAGUGUUCAAUUGCCAGUUGAGAAGUGUUUCAAAAACAAGGUUCACUUGGAAUUCUCUGAAAAGCAGAUGCACCCAGCUUCCAACAUCAGUUUGGUCAUUGAAGCUGCUGCCAACUCCUUCUGUGCUGUGAGGGCAGUGGAUCAGAGCGUGCUGCUCCUCAAGCCAGAGGCAGAGCUGUCCAUGGAAAUGGUAUACAGCCUGCAUCCCCUACAAGACUUUCAAGGCUAUGUCUUCCGUGGGUUCAAUCUAGAAGAAGACUCCCAAGAGCCCUGUGUCUCAUCUGACCACAUUUUUCACAAAGGCUUGUAUUACACACCCGUAAUGUCUGGAUUAGGCCCAGAUGUGUAUCAAUUCCUCAGGGAUAUGGGAAUUAAAUUUUUUACCAACUCGAAGGUUCGACAACCAGUUGUAUGCACUGGUGAGACUGUAAGGCGUCAACCAUAUGUAAUGAAUGCAGGGCACGUGGCUUCUGCACACCAUGUCAAAUCAUCAGCUGAAGCUGCUCAGGAGGAACAAGAGAGGACACUCAUCCUUGAGACUAUUCGGGAAUUCUUUCCUGAAGCUUGGAUUUGGGAUAUAGUUCCAAUUAACUCUACUGGAAAAACCAGCAUCUCAUACACCAUCCCUGACACCAUUACCAAAUGGAAAGCCAGUGCUUUCUGUGUGGAAGAGUUGGCUGGAUUUGGCAUAUCUGCGCCUGCCACCGUGACAGCCUUGCAGCCUUUCUUUGUUGACUUGACCUUGCCAUACUCCAUCAUACGAGGAGAAGAUUUCCUGCUUAGAGCCACUGUCUUCAACUACCUUGACCAGUGCAUUAAGAUUAAUGUUUCACUGUUGGAUUCCCUUGAUUAUCAAGCCAAACCCAUCUCCCCAGAGGAUGAUGGAUGUGUAUGUGCCAAGCAAAGAAAGACCUAUGUCUGGAAUAUUCUCCCCAAAGAAAUCGGUAAUGUGGUGUUCAGCAUUACUGCAGAGGCCAAGGAUGAUGAAGCUUGUGGAGACAAAGCUCCCAGGAACAUCAGUAUUGACUACAGGGACACCCAGAUCAGAACACUGCUCAUUGAGCCUGAAGGAAUAAGAAGGGAAAAGACUCAAAACUUCUUAAUUUGUACAGAAGAUCACGUAGUUAUUCAAGAUAUAUCUCUAGAGCUACCUACAAAUGUUUUGGAAGGAUCAGCCAGAGCCUCCUUUUCUGUUGUUGGUGACAUCAUGGGCACUGCCAUGCAGAACCUGCACCAGCUCCUCCAGAUGCCCUUUGGCUGUGGAGAGCAGAACAUGGUCCUCUUUGCACCCAACAUCUACGUCCUGGACUAUCUGAACAAAACAGGGCAGCUGAGCAGGGAGGUCAAAUCCAGGGCCACUGGAUACUUAGUGAGCGGCUACCAGAAGCAGCUGUUAUACAAACGUCCUGAUGGGUCCUAUAGCAUCUUUGGCACCAGAGACAGGGAAGGGAACACCUGGCUCACUGCCUUUGUGUACAGAUCAUUUGCACAAGCUGGUCACUUCAUCUACAUUGAUGAGCGUGUCCAGUCUCAAACCCUGAUGUGGCUGUCCAGCAAACAGAAACUAGAUGGCUGUUUCCGGAGUGUUGGGACACUCUUCAACAAUGCCUUGAAGGGAGGAGUAGAUGACGAGCUGUCUCUUUCUGCCUACACCACCAUUGCCAUGCUGGAAGCUGGGCACUCCAGUUCGUACCCUGUAAUCCGAAAUGCCAUUUUUUGUCUGGAGACUGCAUCUGAGAAGAGUAUCAGGGAAGUUUACACUCAGGCACUCAUGGCCUAUGCUUUCUGCUUAGCUGGCAAGGCAGAAAAAUGUGAAUCAUUCCUUGAAGAGUUACAGAAAUCAGCAAAGGAAGUUGAUGGCUCACAGCACUGGGAGCAGGAGGAGAGGUCUCCAUCAGACAAAUCUCCCUCCUUCCUUGACCAUGCCCCUUCAGCUGAUGUUGAGAUCACCAGUUAUGUGUUGUUGGCAUUGCUCUGCAAACCCAACCGGAGUAAAGAGGAUCUCACAAAGGCCUCAGGGAUUGUGCAGUGGAUCAUCAGGCAGCAGAAUCCCUAUGGAGGUUUCUCUUCUACCCAGGACACGGUCAUUGCCCUUCAAGCACUUGCUGCUUAUGGUGAGGCCACCCACAAAUCUGCUUCACAAAAUGGAGUCAAGAUCACUUCCAAAAAGCCUUUUGAGAAAGUAUUUUUUGUCAACAAUGAGAACAGGCUCCUGGUGCAACAGACUCCCCUUCCAGAGGUCCCUGGGAAAUACAGCCUGACAGUGAAUGGCAGUGGAUGCGUAUUUAUGCAAACAGCAUUGAGAUACAACAUUCACCUUCCAGAGGGGUCCUAUGGAUUUCUGCUUUCAGUACAGACAUCAAAUGCUUCCUGCCCACAGGACAGACCAGCAAAAUUUGAUAUUGUCCUCAUAAGCAGUUACACAGGGAAACGCAACAGCUCCAACAUGAUCAUUAUUGAUGUGAAGAUGCUCUCUGGCUUUGUUCCUGUUAAGUCUUCCCUGGAUAAGCUCAUUGACAGUCAAACAGUGAUGCAAGUAGAGAGCAAGAAAAAUCAUGUCCUCCUUUAUCUGCAAAAUAUCUCACAGAAGAAAAGUAAAGAAAUCACUUUCUCAGUUGAGCAGGACUUUGUAGUGACCCACCCCAAGCCAGCACCUGUGCAGAUCUAUGACUACUAUGAAACAGAAGAGUAUGCUGUUGCUCAAUAUUCAUCACCUUGCAAAGAGGUUGUUGCAGAAAUUGACUAAGGAUUCAAAAAGGAGCACCAUAAAUGUUGAACAAGUGGUCAAGCACCCUAUUUUCUUCUGUCAUGAAGUCCUGGAAAGAGCCAUUGCAUCAC